AUGAGGCCUUUCCUCAAGCUGCCGUUGUCAUUUUUUCCCAGCUUUUCUCUCCCGGCGGAAGGCAAAGCAAAGGCCAAGGCUGCCAGCACCAGCUCCGCGCAGGAGAAGGCGGCCGAAGGAGAGCUCGGGAGCAGCAAAGAGGGCCAUGCUGGCAAGCUCCUGCAGAGCCGCGAGGAGCUUCCUCGGCCCGUGCUGCCAAGGUUGGGGGCAGGCCCGAGGCAGCAAAAGGCACCGGAGACGACUGCUGCCAGUCCGCUCGCAGCAGGCGCAGGCAGCUCCCCCAGGACGAAGCAGCCCAGCAAGGAGAAACCAGCUGCUGCAGCCAGGUCCACAGCUGCACCCACUGUUCCUGUGGGCUGUAGGAGACUCUUGCAGGAAACCAUGGAGAUGUCUGCGCAGUGGGACCAAAGGCAGAGCCUGGCCUCCUUGUACCAGGAGCGGCAAAAAAAAGCGCAGGCAGAAUGGGCUGCGUGGGAAGCCUGCUUUGCAGGGCAGGCUCAAGAGCUGGCCCAGUUGGCCUCUGAGGAAAGCCUGAGCCCCAAGGAAGAGUCUUCCAGGCUUGUGGGGCCUGCGGUGCUGGCUGCAAUUGACGGGAAGAGCAGCGUACCCGUCAGCGGAGGACAUGUGGAGCUGGGCAGUGAGGAGACUUGGGCUCCCCAUCCUCCCGCGGAGCCCAGAAGAAAGGAGACCAAGCGGAGGUGGAGAACAGCUGUGAACCCUCCACCAGUGGAUGAGGAGAGUGCAGCGGCCAUGCUGCAGCCAAUCCAGCCCAAGUAA
Messenger RNA from Dromaius novaehollandiae (emu), 777 nucleotides. RefSeq lists its product as uncharacterized. The coding region runs from base 1 to 777 and encodes 258 amino acids. The transcript is spliced from 6 exons. NCBI's taxonomy places the organism in Eukaryota, Metazoa, Chordata, Aves, Casuariiformes, Dromaiidae. The record is from RefSeq and is a predicted model, not a curated record.